AUGGCUUCCGAUGACAAUAUAUUCGAUGACGCCAAUCUUCUUGGCCAAAGCCUGACCAUGCUUCCAGGAGAGCAUGACCCAUUCAACGUGAAUAUCAUAGAAGGAGACAAGAGUACCGUCGUUGGACUAGCAGAUGAAAUGCACAAGGCACAAUUCGCAGAUGGAAAUACUUACUUGUUGCCCAAAAAUGUCCGAGCAAACAUUGGUAACCGCAAAACUGUCGUCAACUCCAUUAGGGUUGAAUCCGGCGAUGAACUAGCCCAAGAACUUGAUGCUAGUGCUUCGUUGAGUGGUAGUUACGCGGGUUUCUCUGCAAGCGCGUCCGCCCAGUAUAGCUACGGCUCAAGCCUAAGCAGCACAAAGUACUACGCCCUUCUCAGUGUGGACCAUACAUCCUUUACCUUGGCACUUGAAGGCCAUGGCGAGACUGAUUCGAGGAUCAAUUCAGAACUCGUUCAAGCCGUGAAGAAGCUUCCUGAGUGGGACCUAACGCAAGAGGUUCACGACAAAUACGUGAAUGUCGGUGCUGAGUAUAAUGGUAUCGCCAAAGUCAAAGGCGACGUGAGCGUGAAAGGGAGCAACGAGUACAAGAGUUAUCUCAAGACCCGUCAAUUCCAGACUAAAGUGUACGGUGGGAGCUCCAGCUCAAGUCUUAUUCUUGGUAAUGCACCAGACGAAGCAGAGAAAUACCAAGAGGCCUUCAAUGAUUGGGCCAACAGUCUCAAUGACGCGGUUGCAAGCAAUCUGAUCAAUGUCAAGAUCGAUAGUAUUGGAAACCUAUUGAGCAACAGUUCUGUCCAAGAGCACAACAAUAUCGCAGACAAGCUGGUCAAAGCGCUUGACUUCCUGGCUAGUAAAUGGCUGGCAGAUGGCUUUUUGAAGCUAUGUUUGCCUAAAGAGUCACCUUCUCAGACUCAUGUUCGCGAGCUAUCCAUCCAGGGGACACCGGGUGUCUUGAUACGUCAAGGCUCACAAGAAAAGCCGCGACUUGAAAUCGACUGCACCGUUUGGGAGAACGAGACAUUCAUUAUGGAUGGCGGCUGGGAUGCAGUCCAAGUAGUUUUGCAGCCACCUUCAGCAAGUAAAUCUGAGAUCCAGCUUCUCUACUCGGGCCUGGACAACACGAAGUGGAUGGAAGAAAUACGCAUGAGAGGAGCCAGAAUCGAAGGUGACGUGGUGAUUAAUGGGGUGAUCCCUAUUACAAUUCUAGCACCCCCCACGGCUCUUACUGGGGAGUUGUCUAACCCUACUAGUCAGUCGUUGACUAACACUGACUUGGACUUCUCGCCACGCGGUCCAAAGUUGCAUCUGGCGGAAGGGAAGACGAAGGAGGCAUUCAAAGUUCGUUCACUAUUUCUGCCUGGCUUCGGGGGCAACGACUGUCAAAUUGGUGCAUGCUUUACCAAGGACUGA
Messenger RNA from Penicillium griseofulvum, 1413 nucleotides. RefSeq lists its product as uncharacterized. The record is from RefSeq and is a predicted model, not a curated record. NCBI's taxonomy places the organism in Eukaryota, Fungi, Ascomycota, Eurotiomycetes, Eurotiales, Aspergillaceae. Bases 1 to 1413 code for a protein of 470 amino acids. The transcript has 3 exons.